This is a messenger RNA of Lizanozyma spartinae, 3108 nucleotides long. It is a transcript of the gene GCR3, whose product is annotated as Gcr3p. The transcript has a single exon. The record is from RefSeq and is a predicted model, not a curated record. The coding region runs from base 1 to 3108 and encodes 1035 amino acids. Gene Ontology annotation, biological process: nuclear-transcribed mRNA catabolic process, nonsense-mediated decay; mRNA export from nucleus. Gene Ontology annotation, cellular component: nucleus; nuclear cap binding complex. Lineage: Eukaryota; Fungi; Ascomycota; Pichiomycetes; Serinales; Debaryomycetaceae. Gene Ontology annotation, molecular function: RNA cap binding; protein binding; mRNA binding.
AUGGAUAUGGAACCAGAGCAGUCACUCAAAAGAAGUAGAGAUGACUACGAACAAGACCAUCAACAAGGACCAGGUGGGGGAUACAACAACAACAAUAAUGACUUUGAUGAUGACCGGAGUAAGAAACAACAUGUCGAUCCUCAACAAGAAUUGAUCAAUGAUUUAUGUAAGGAUAUCCGAAGAAUUGGAGAGAAUGCCAAUAUCUCUGUCCAGGUAGAUGACUUGUCAUAUAUUUCCAACCCCAUUGUUGCAGAGUUUGAAAAAAUUGAUAAGUUAAGAACCUCCAUAUUGUCUACUGUACUUGCUAUAGUAUUGGAACAACCCCAGAAGAUAAGUCCGUUAAGUAACUUGAUUCUUAUUUGUAACUCAAAAAACUUUGUGGUUGCUAAAUAUACCAUUGAAUAUUUCCAUUCUCAAGCCCAAUGGAUGUUGGAUAACUUGAAGAGUUGGGAUACCGUUGGUUCUAAGGACUCUGCUGGAGUAUGGAAUAACUUAAAGUCUAUGCUUAAGUUUUUGGCUACUUUAGCUCCUAUUAUUGAAGGAGAUGGGGUAGUGGCGAUAUUCAAGCAAUUUUUGAUGUUAGCAAUUGAGUUAAAUCUGAAACUGAAAGACACCACUGAGAAACGGAAUGGACUUGCGCAGGAAAUCUUUUAUAAUACGGUUAUCUCCAUUCCUUAUUUGUUGAGUAAUGAGCUGUCACAAGAAAUGAUUGAUCAAGUCAAUGGGUUAGUGGAUAUGGCACAAGAAUUCAAAGAAGAACAGAAUUCUACUACUGUACUACUUCAACCGUUUGAUUCCAGAUUAGGCAAUUUCGAAUUACCUUAUGAACCUAAAAAGAUGAUUGAUUUGGUAUUACCUUCUUUAUUGAAGUUGAGAGGUGAAGACAAACAAUGGAACGAUCUUAUUGGUGGGAAAUUGUUUUUAAACUAUGAUGAAUUGUUGGGGCCAAUCAUUGAAGCAAACUUACAAAAUAAUCCAAUUUCCAGUGAAAUAAUUAAACAUAAUUUACCCCAAUUGAAUUUACCCACAGUCGAUACAUUACUUGAAGAAGGCUACAAACCUCAUGGUCUGAUCGAUGAACUCUGGUUCAAUAAUACCAGAUUACUUUUCCAAGUUUACAAUACUACUGAAUUUGAAACUGUACCUGACAUUACUUCAUAUGUGGGCCUUUUUUUGCGUGAUGUUGCUUAUGAUAUUUUAACCAAUCUUUCCUUCAAUAAGAAUGAAGCUUCCAUUCAAUUGUCAAUCUUAGAUUUAUUCUUCAAUAGGGAAUUAUUCGCACCUCCAGGUUCAUCUAUUGAUCAAUUGAGUUUGAUUCACAAGGAUAAUUUAGAAGGUCUCAACAGUCCACCUUUAUCAACUUGGAAAGUUGAAGAUAUGGCAGUAGAAAGUAUUUUGACGAUGAUUUUCCAAUUACCAAAAUCUCUCCAUGUGGAAAUUUAUUAUUAUACUGUCUUGAUAGCAUGCUGCCGAUCGUCACCGGAAUUAAUUGCACCAGUUUUCGGAAGAGCCAUUAGAUUUUUAUUUAAUAAUUUGGAAACUUUGGAUUAUGAAUUGAAACUUCGCUAUUUGGAUUGGAUGAGUGUUCAAAUAAGUAAUUUUGAAUUUAGUUGGAAAUGGGAUGAAUGGGUUCAAUAUUCUCAAAAGUUUAGAAACUUGAAGUAUCAACCAAAGAAGAACUUUAUAAAGAAUUUAAUUGCCAAAGAAAUCAGAUUAUCCAAUAAGAAUAGAAUUAAAGGAAGUUUUGUUCUUAUGAGACCUGAAGAGAAUGAAGCAGAAUAUUUAACUGAAUUUUAUCAAUAUUUGGAUAUUUCACUCUAUGAAAAUGGUGGGAAGUUCAGAUUUGAUUAUGACUUUGACCUUUAUGGUGGAGAAGAUUCUCACAUAAAGGAAUUAUUAUUAGGGUUGUCCACCAAUGGUAAUGGUGCAACUUUGGAUAAUAAAAAUGCUUCUCCUCAAGAAGAAUUGGUAUUCAUAUUCACUAAUUCCGAUCUACCAUUCUCCAACGUGGCUAAAAGAGUGUAUGACUUCAUUGUGUACCAUUGGAAACCUAAUAAUGAAUUUAGUACGUUGUAUAAGAACGUUUUGAACGGUAUUAAUCAAGAGAUAAGCGACUCACAACCAAAUGAUGAAGAAAUGGCAGAACCAGAACCAGAACCAGAACCAGAACCAGAACCAGAACCAGAAAAGCAGGAAACGGUUGAAACCGAAACCAUUUCCACCUCUUCAACUUCACAACCAGUGACCGAUGAAGCUGCUGUUUCUGUGUCAGAAACAACUGUUGAUAGUGGUGAACCUGAUGUACAGAAGGAGGAAGAAAACUUGGAAGAAAACUUAAAUGAACAAUUACCCCCCAAACGUCGGUAUAACCUCUCUCAAGUGGAUCCUAUAAAGUUUCUUAUCAAUUUAUUUUUUCAAAGUUAUGCCUUUAUUGGUUCUAGGUCUGUCUAUUCUGUUAUCUCCAUUUUGUCACGUGACGUUAACAAGUUACGGUACCUUACAGGGAUGCCCAUAGAAUAUAAGUCGGAGAACGAAUCUAGAUUUGAGGAGAUUGAACUCAAUGAAGAAGAAAAAGACAAUAGACAACGUUGGGUUAUUGAUCUGAUAUUCCGGAUUUGGAUCCACCAACCACAGGUUGCAUUUUUAAUCUUGGAAUAUUUAAUUGAGUUUAAAAUCAUUCAAGCUAAGCAUUUGGUUGCUAAGGCCCUUUCGUUAGAUCAUAAUUUGAUCAUUGAAAAUGUCUCCUGUAUGGAAUCUAUCAAUAGAGUAUUGGAUAGGGCAAUUAUGGAAGACAAAGAUACAGAAAUCUUGGUUCAAUUAUGUCAAACCAUUGUUAAGAACAUAAAUGAUAUUGGAACUCGCUUAGGGGUCACAGAAACAGAUGUUGUGAAGAUUACUAAAGAUUUCCCGGAGGAAGAGGCUGACGAUAUUGAACUAAUGACAUCAAUUGAUCUUCAAUGGCUUUUCUAUGAAUAUAAGGGAAUUUUAAAGACUUACUAUAGAAAGUUUUCAAAUGCUGUUAGAACUGAAGAAUUCCAAACCAUAUUCAAUGGUGUUGAUAAUGUUCCUGUUAAGGAGGACGUAUUGAAUUGGCUAAAGGAAUCGUGA